AAAGAAAAAAACACAACAGUGACAGAAGUAGCGUGAUAAGAAGGCAUAGCUAGGAUCUAGCUAGAACAGAUAAUCUUUUCCGGCAAAAAUGAGUGCAUCCAGAUUUCUCCACAUGCAAAGGGCUUCUAAACCCUUACUUUCAUGUCGAAGCAUUACUCUUAACAGAUUUACCAAUGUUUCACAUGCGUCAAAAGUUCCAGUCACACUUGGAUCAAUUCAUAAUUAUACUACGCAAGCGGCCCAAGAAAAAACUGGCUAUCAUUCAAUAAUCCGCGAUUCGGAGAAGCCGGUAGGUGCGAGUGACAAACAUGAAUUUCAAGCCGAAACACGAAUGCUGCUGGAUAUAGUGGCCCGCUCGUUGUACUCCGAAAAGGAAGUUUUUGUCCGGGAGUUGAUUUCCAAUGCGAGUGAUGCACUGGAAAAGUUCCGAUACACAAUUCAUACGGCCGGCGAAGGGGAGAAAAACUUUGCUGAACCUGAUCGAGCGUUGGAAAUUCACAUCGGAACAAACAAACAGGAUCGACUGUUGACCAUCCAAGACACCGGCAUAGGGAUGACCAGGGAUGAGUUGAUUUCCAAUUUGGGUACAAUAGCUCGAUCCGGGUCGAAACAAUUUCUUGAGCAAAUCAAGGACAAAUCGGCUAGUGCAGAUAAUGCACAGAACAUAAUCGGUCAGUUCGGAGUUGGGUUCUAUUCGGCGUUUAUGGUUGCCGAUCAAGUAGAUGUAUACACGAAAUCAUCUCAGCUCGACUCACCGGGUCUCAAGUGGACUUCGGAUGGCUCGGGAAAUUUUGAAAUCCAGGAAGCUGAAAAUGUGCAAGUUGGAACGAAAAUUGUUAUUCAUUUGAAAACAGAUUGCCGCGAGUUUGCCGAUGAAGAUCGGAUACGAGAGGUGAUUCGAAAGUAUAGCAACUUUGUCGGUAGUGCAAUAUUUCUGAACGGAAAGCAAGCUAAUCAGAUUCAGCCUAUUUGGCUGAUGGAACCGAAAGAAGUUUCCCAGGAGCAACAUAAUGAAUUUUUCCGAUUUGUUGGAAAUACUUUCGAUAUUCCAAGAUUCACACUUCACUAUAAGACCGAUGUUCCACUGAGUAUUCGAGCUUUACUCUAUUUCCCAGAAGGCAAACCAGGUCUUUUCGAAAUGUCGAGAGACGCGGAUGUUGGAGUUGCUCUUUACACCAGAAAGGUGCUCAUUCAAUCGAAGACCGAAAAUCUUUUACCAAAAUGGCUUCGAUUUGUUAAAGGCGUUGUAGAUUCAGAGGAUAUACCGUUGAAUCUCAGCCGAGAAUUGUUGCAGAACAGCGCACUCAUUCGGAAACUCCGGACAGUUUUAACCAAUCGUGUCCUUCGAUUUCUCCACGAUCGUGCAGUGAAGGAUCCAGAAAAUUACGAUAAAUUCUACAGAGACUAUGGUCUGUUUCUGAAGGAAGGAAUUGUAACCAGUACCGAGCCACAGGAGAAGGAAGAGAUUGCCAAACUGCUCCGAUUUGAGACCAGCAAGGAAGCCAACAAGAAAGUCAGUCUUCCCGAGUAUUGCAACCAACAACAGGAUGGUCAAAAAGAUAUCUAUUAUUUGGCAGCGCCGAAUCGAACACUCGCCGAGGCAUCACCUUACUAUGAGUCACUAAAAAAGAAGGGAAUCGAGGUGCUGUUCUGUUACGAAGCCUACGACGAAUUGGUUUUGAUGCAGCUCGGUCAGUUCCUUGGUAAAAAUUUGGUCUCGGUGGAGAAGGAAAUGCGUCGAUCGGAAAAGUCGGAUGAACUCGAUGAUAAAAUGGUCGAGGGAUCUCUUCUCAAGUCCCAAGUGGAUGAAUUGGUCCCAUGGAUCAAGCAGAAGUUGACCGGCAAAGUGGCUUCCGUUAAGACGACAAACAAACUCGAAUCGCAUCCCUGUGUGGUGACAGUAGAGGAGAUGGCCGCGGCGAGACAUUUUAUUCGAACUCAGAGCCAAAAUAUGAGUGAGGAAAAUCGGUACGCUUUACUGCAACCGCAGCUCGAAAUUAAUCCGAGGCAUCCUAUUAUUAAGAAACUUCAUAAGCUAACAACUUCGGAUCCAGCCUUAGCUGAUUUAUUAGCCAAACAGUUGUUUUCUAAUGCCAUGGUGGGAGCCGGUUUAAUGGAGGAUCCACGAAUGCUGCUCACGAGUAUGAAUGAACUGUUAGAAAAGGUAUUGGAUAAGCACUAGAUAAAACAUGUGAUAUAUGUGAACGUAAAAGAUAGGUGUUACAAAUAUAAAGGAACUUAUCAAACGAAUAUUAA
This is a messenger RNA of Toxorhynchites rutilus septentrionalis, 2256 nucleotides long. RefSeq names its product heat shock protein 75 kDa, mitochondrial (gene Trap1). Gene Ontology annotation, cellular component: mitochondrial inner membrane. Gene Ontology annotation, biological process: protein folding. Gene Ontology annotation, molecular function: ATP hydrolysis activity; protein kinase binding; ATP binding. The transcript is spliced from 3 exons. Lineage: Eukaryota; Metazoa; Arthropoda; Insecta; Diptera; Culicidae. The record is from RefSeq and is a predicted model, not a curated record. Bases 89 to 2182 code for a protein of 697 amino acids.